GGCCAACAAGUUGCACAAUUAGCAGCAGGGGAGUUUCUAAACUUUCCGCUCCUUCCAAAGACAAUGACAACCAGAGAGAGUUUAUAGCAUAGUCGGCGAGUUGGCAUUAACUUUGUCACUUUUAUAUAACGUCAAAGACCUCGCCAUAACAUAUUGGCUUGUUGGGAGCAGUUGGAGAAGCCUAGACAUCACUCUUUAAUUUGAGUUUUUACGCGAUAUGGAAUCAUCCCUGGAGUUUUCAAACUCUUUCACCAGUGUGUCUUCGCCCUCCGCGCGGUGUCGGAUCUUCAAGAUCAUUGUGAUCGGAGACUCCGGUGUCGGUAAGACCUGUCUCACCUACCGGUUCUGUGCCGGUGAGUUCCUCGACCGAACCGAAGCCACCAUCGGUGUCGAUUUCCGUGAGAGAUUGGUCGAGGUCGAAGGCGAGAAAAUCAAACUCCAGCUAUGGGACACGGCGGGUCAGGAGCGUUUCAGGAAGUCUAUGGUCCAGCAGUACUAUCGGAACGUUCAUGCUGUUCUCUUCAUCUAUGACGUCACCAGACCAGACAGCUUCAGAGGCCUGCCAGCCUGGAUAGAGGAGUGUAGACGGUACUCACUGGGACAGGAGAUAACCAGGUUCCUCGUGGGUAACAAGAGCGACCUCCGUGACACCUGCAGCUGUGACCCCAGCUCCAUCAAUGUCGAAGGUCAGGUGACACGGGAUCAGGCCCAGAAGUUUGCAGCGGCCCACGGGAUGAUUCUGUUUGAAACGUCUGCUAAAAGCCCCCCUGGAGAAGGAGAACCAGGAAGGGGGCAUCAGGACAGCGUAGAGGACGUGUUCAUGGCCCUGGCCUCCAGGCUGAAGAGACAGACCAGACCCCCUCCCCCGCUUCUCAACAACACAGGAGUGUCUGGCUCCUAUUGUGGGUCGUAUUGUGGGUCCUAUACAGGGACAGCUUCAUUCAGACUGCCAGCCAAGAAGAACCCUCAGAAAGACUUCUGGACAUGCACCUGUUGAGGGAGGCAGGGUGAGAAGAGGGAUGGGACAUGGGAUGGAAGGAGGAGGAGGAGGGGGGGGGGGACACCAGAUCUGUUGUCUCCUUUUAUAGCCUGCUCUCAGAUCUGUUGUCUCCUUUUAUAGCUUGCUCUCAGAUCUGGUGUCUCCUUCUAUAGCCUGCUCUCAGAUCUGUUGUCUCCUUCUAUAGCCUGCUCUCAGAUCUGUUGUCUCCUUCUAUAGCCUGCUCUCAGAUCUGUUGUCUCCUUCUAUAGCCUGCUCUCAGAUCUGUUGUCUCCUUCUAUAGCCUGCUCUCAGAUCUGUUGUCUCCUUCUAUAGGCUGCUCUCAGAUCUGUUGUCUCCUUCUAUAGGCUGCUCUCAGAUCUGUUGUCUCCUUCUAUAGGCUGCUCUCAGAUCUGUUGUCUCCUUCUAUAGGCUGCUCUCAGAUCUGUUUGUGCUCUUGCCAACUCCGUUGAGGUUAUAAUCGAGCCAAAACUGUAAGACUGGUACCCAGGAUAAAGCAUUAACGAAAGAGUCGUUCUACUAAUUCGGUGCCUUAUGAAAACGUUUGACUUCACCAAAUUUUAACAUUCUGUCAUAAUGAGUACAUGUUCAACUUAUGUUUCCCCAUCGCAACACGUUAAAGAGGAAAAUUACUAUAGUAAGUGCCAAAUAAUGUAACAGGGUUGACCGUCACAGGGGCUGACCGUACCGGGGGCUGACCGUACCGGGGGCUGACCGUACCGGGGGCUGACCGUACCGGGGGCUGACCGUACCGGGGGCUGACCGUACCGGGGGCUGACCGUACCGGGGGUUGACCGUACCGGGGGUUGACGAUUUCAUCUUAAAUCAGCCAUGAAUCCCCUUGUGACAGGGGGAAUGGAAGCUUGUUACUGUAUGUGCAACAGAGGGAGGAGGCAAGCUUCCCAAAACAUUUUUAAUUGAUAAAACAUUUUUAGCCUGUCUAUCUGUAGGUAACAGGGUUGACUUUCGUUUCGCUCGACCCGCUCGGUUUUACUCCACAAAACACCAGAAAAUGGCCAAAAAGAAUAGAAGCAGCUCGCCUGUUUUGACACUAUGAUUUGACUACAAGAUGUUCAAUGUUUCUUUUGGAAGAAAUAUUUAUAAUUUUCACCAUAUUAAAAUGAGAGUUCAAUUCACUUAACAGGGUUGACCUUAAAAUGAGGGACUGAAUCACUAAUCACAAUAAAAUAACUAGGGCUUUACAAUGAUGGAGAAAUGUUGGGAUUAAAGGGGGUUAAUCUUCCUAGAAGUCGGAGAGGGUGCACGGAGGGACAUCUCAAAAUGCUGAAGUCUAUUCCUAUUAAAUCAGAUUUAUUGAAUUCUCCAUGUGGUCUAUAUUAAAUGGCACACAAUUUAAUAUCAGGCUUUUCAAAUUCAAUAUUGGUGCUCAAUUUUUACCUGAAAUAUCAAAGGGAUGCAAAAGGCCCUCAUUUCGUGGAAUGACCCAAAAAACAGUGGAGGCUCUUGGAGAUACAUUAUGCAGUACUUCCAGAGGAGUAACUUUCUGAUGACUGUGCAGUGGGUCGUCUUUUAUGUGCCUCCAUCUGUCCAUCUUUGCCAUAUGGUCAUUGUAUAGCAGGAAAGACAGGACUGUACAUUUUCAUUCAUGAUGUGUAAAUGUUUUCAAUAUUUAAUAAAAUAAUCAGUGUUCUUCAAAGUUGUAA
This is a messenger RNA of Salvelinus fontinalis (brook trout), 2661 nucleotides long. Its product is annotated as ras-related protein Rab-33B-like. The transcript has 3 exons. The record is from RefSeq and is a predicted model, not a curated record. Gene Ontology annotation, cellular component: endosome; Golgi apparatus. Gene Ontology annotation, molecular function: GTP binding; GTPase activity. Bases 218 to 997 code for a protein of 259 amino acids. Gene Ontology annotation, biological process: Rab protein signal transduction. Lineage: Eukaryota; Metazoa; Chordata; Actinopteri; Salmoniformes; Salmonidae.